GCUGCGGCUGCGUUGUAACUGCGCAGAGGAGUCGAUGCGCACAGUACAGGGACGGGCAUAGGAGGACAGCGUUUCGCCGAAGCCGUUCCUUCCAUAUUGCGUGGACGCGCUGGAAGGGAGACGCGGUGUGCCGCAACGAAGCCUUGCGCGUAUUUCGUCCACUCGCUGCACCCUCUGCGGCUCUCGCCCACCUACGUAGCCCAUCCGCUUGACAUAGAGAGCAGCAGCAGCUCCGCACAGUUGCGCGCAGCGCUGAUCCCCGCCAGCGCGCACGCGCUGUCUGAGGCGAGCGGAGAGGCGACAUGGCCGCGUGCACGAGGAUGUGCGCUGCGCUGCGGCACGUGAAGCGGAGCGGAUCGUUUCUGCGCGGGGCGCCGCGGCCCUCGACGGGGUCUGCGGCCCUCCAGCAGCGCGUGCGCUCCGCCCACGAUCUCUCCGUCCGAUCGCCGCCCUGGAGGAGACGCCUGGACGCCGUCCUCAGCGCUGCUGCUCCCCCCCGGCGGCAGCAGGCUGAGGCGAGGCGCUUCUUCGGGAGCCGGGCGAGCGGCUUCUCCGGGGAGGACGGGCCAGACAGCGGCGGCGGCGGCCACGAAGCGGGGGACGGGGCCGAGGGGCCCGACGGAGCGGACGGGGCCGAUCGCGGCGCGCACUUCGUGGCCGCGCAGAUGAGCGCGCUCACGCCGCUCGUGGUGCCCGAGGUGUUCCCGCACGUGCCGCUGAUCGCCGUGAGCCGCAACCCGGUGUUCCCGCGCUUCAUCAAGAUCAUCGAGGUGAAGAACAAGCCCCUGGUGGAGCUGCUCCGGAGGAAGGUGACUCUGGCCCAGCCGUACGCCGGGGUCUUUCUCAAGAAGGAUGACAGCGACGAGUCGGACGUCGCGGAGAGCCUGGACUCCAUCUACGCGACGGGGACCUUUGUGCAGAUCCACGAGAUGCAGGACUUGGGUGACAAGCUGCGCAUGAUCGUCAUGGGCCACCGCAGGAUUCGCAUCAACAAGCAGCUGGAUGUGGAGCCCGUGGAGCCCGAGGACCCCGCGCCCGCCGGCCUUCAGGAAGCUGAGGACGGGGCCCUGGCCAAGGGCCCGGGCCGCAGGAGGAGGGCACAGCGCAGGGACGGCCUCUCGUUGGCUGACGCCGCAGAGGAGGGCGUGCGGAAGGCAGGGCUGGGGUCGGAACCCGUCGGGGCGCUGCCCUCCUCCUCGGAGAUUCUCAUGGUGGAGGUGGAGAACGUGACGCACGAGGACUUCCAGGUCACGGAGGAGGUCAAGGCCCUGACUGCAGAAAUAGUGAAGACCAUCCGUGACAUCAUCGCCCUGAACCCACUCUACAGGGAGUCUGUCCUCCAGAUGAUGCAAGCUGGACAGAGGGUCGUGGACAACCCGAUUUACCUGAGUGACAUGGGCGCCGCGCUCACCGGGGCCGAGUCCCAUGAGCUGCAGGACGUGCUGGAAGAGACCAAUAUCCCCAAACGCCUCUACAAGGCCCUGUCCCUCCUCAAGAAGGAGUACGAGCUGAGCAAGCUGCAGCAGCGCCUCGGCAGGGAGGUGGAGGAGAAGAUCAAGCAGACGCACAGGAAAUACCUCCUCCAGGAGCAGCUGAAGAUCAUCAAGAAGGAGCUGGGCCUGGAGAAGGAGGACAAGGACGCCAUCGAGGAGAAGUUCCGCGAGAGGCUCAAGGAACGCACGGUGCCGCAGCACGUCAUGGACGUGAUCGACGAGGAGCUCAACAAGCUCAGCCUGCUGGACAAUCACUCGUCCGAGUUCAACGUGACGCGCAACUACCUGGACUGGCUCACCUCGAUGCCCUGGGGCAAGAACAGCGAGGAGAACCUGGAGCUGAGCCGAGCCAAGGAGGUGCUGGAGGAGGACCACUACGGCAUGGAGGACGUGAAGAAGCGCAUCCUGGAGUUCAUAGCCGUCAGUCAGCUGCGAGGCUCCACCCAGGGGAAGAUACUGUGCUUCUACGGUCCGCCGGGCGUCGGCAAGACCAGCAUCGCCCGCUCCAUCGCCCGCGCCCUCAACCGGGAGUACUUCCGCUUCAGCGUGGGCGGCAUGACGGACGUGGCCGAGAUCAAGGGCCACAGGCGAACCUACGUGGGAGCCAUGCCCGGGAAGAUCAUCCAGUGUCUGAAGAAGACCAAAACGGAGAACCCGCUGGUCCUCAUCGAUGAGGUGGACAAAAUUGGCCGCGGUUACCAAGGCGACCCUUCCUCCGCUCUGCUCGAACUCCUGGACCCAGAGCAGAACGCCAACUUCCUGGACCACUACCUGGAUGUGCCCGUGGACCUGUCCAAGGUUCUCUUCAUCUGCACAGCCAACGUGGUGGACACGAUCCCAGAGCCACUGCGCGACCGCAUGGAGAUGAUCAAUGUGUCCGGAUACGUGCCCCAGGAGAAGCUGGCCAUCGCAGAGAGGUACCUGGUGCCCCAGCUGCGCGGUCUCUGCGGGCUGGACGAGCGGAAGGCGACCAUCUCCUCGGAGGCCCUCGGUGUCCUCAUCAGGCAAUACUGCAGGGAGAGCGGCGUGCGGAACCUGCAGAAGCAGGUGGAGAAGGUGUUCCGGAAGGUGGCGUUCCGUAUCGUGAGCGGCGAGGAGAGCGCCAUUCGCGUCACAGCCGACAACCUGCAGGACUACGUGGGGAAGCCUGUGUUCACCGUGGACAGGAUGUACGAUGUCACUCCGCCGGGGGUCGUCAUGGGCCUGGCCUGGACAGCCAUGGGAGGCUCCACGCUCUUCAUUGAGACGUCCCUACGGAGGCCCCGCGAGGCCCCAGCCAAGGAGGGCCCCCGCGACGGCUCCCUCGAGGUCACGGGUCAGCUGGGCGACGUGAUGAAGGAAAGCGCCAAGAUCGCCUACACUUUUGCGCGCGCCUUCCUCAUGGAGAAGCAGCCAGACGAUGACUUCCUGGUGGGAUCCCACCUUCACCUGCAUGUCCCUGAGGGUGCCACGCCCAAAGAUGGCCCGAGCGCCGGCUGCACCAUUGUCACGGCGCUACUCUCGCUGGCCACCAACACGCCUGUCCGUCAGAACGUGGCCAUGACUGGGGAGGUGUCCCUCACGGGAAAGAUCCUGCCAGUGGGGGGCAUCAAGGAGAAGACCAUCGCGGCCAAGCGGGCUGGUGUGACCUGCAUCAUCCUCCCGAGUGAGAACAAGAAGGACUUCUCGGACCUGCCCGAGUUUGUGAGCGAGGGCCUCGAGGUGCACUUUGUCGAUCACUACCGCCAGAUCUACGACGUCGUCUUCCCCAGGCACUGAUUGUGCGUGCGUGGCCCGGCCAUCGGCAGGGGGACCCGUCAGCGGACGCGUGGAGGUCCUUGGGCCCUCGCCACCGUACCAGCACAAGGACGCGUGAUUGAUUUCUGCGUGGCACAGAGUGCUUCCAGAACGUUCUGAGCUAAUCCCAUCUCCUUGUCCGCGAAGGGGCGCAAGCGUCGUUUUUGUGUGGACGGGACAGCCGUCGCCCACUGCAGCAACCACAGCAACGAGCUGCUGAACCUCUUGGACCAGAGCGGCCUUUCUGCGCUGGAGUCGUACAGGAAGUGACGUUGGCACUUAAGCUAUCGCUUCCUAUUGUAGCUUUCAGCAUGACUGUGAUCCCGUGUCACUUUUUAGAGGCACCUGUAUUCUGCUCUUGUUGUAAUAAAUGCACACUUUACGAAUCCCUCCUG
Scleropages formosus (Asian bonytongue) is the source of this 3664-nucleotide messenger RNA. RefSeq names its product lon peptidase 1, mitochondrial (gene lonp1). Gene Ontology annotation, biological process: protein catabolic process; chaperone-mediated protein complex assembly; mitochondrion organization. Gene Ontology annotation, molecular function: ATP binding; single-stranded DNA binding; serine-type endopeptidase activity. Gene Ontology annotation, cellular component: mitochondrial matrix. The coding region runs from base 303 to 3251 and encodes 982 amino acids. The record is from RefSeq and is a predicted model, not a curated record. Lineage: Eukaryota; Metazoa; Chordata; Actinopteri; Osteoglossiformes; Osteoglossidae. The transcript is spliced from 18 exons.